AUGCAUACCAUCAAUCCACCUGCCGCAGCUGCUGACGUUUUUAUAAACGCUCAAGUAGCUGGAAAAGUGGUACGCUUCAUGAUUGAUUCAGGUGCGCAGGUGAAUACAAUCACAAAAACAUCGUUCGAUGAAAUUAUGGCCGAUAACAAAUCGUCAAGCAAAAUUGUAGCGCUGAGUCCAUUUUCUGAUAAACCCUUAAAAGCUUACGCAUCUAGUGGAAACAUCAAUGUGGUAGCAACAUUUUCAGCAGAGUUGUUCAUUUCCGAAGAUCGUCCAGUCAUGAUCGAGAAAUUUUAUGUCGUAAAAGAAGUGCGAGCAUUGCUGGGAUUUAACACGGCCAUUCGAUAUAGCGUCCUUGAUGUCGGACUAAACGUGCCGGUGCGAUAUACACUUCCUAAUCUUAACGCUGUCGUAUACGAAUCAACAUCUGCUGUGCUAGCUAGAAACGAAUUCCCCAAGUUCAACAUCCCCCCGGUGACAUUGAAGUAUGAUUCUGAACUUCCACCUUCACGUAGUGUUUAUACCCACAUUCCUCCGGCAUUCAAAGAAUUGACCAAACGUAAACUUGGAGAACUGUUGAGUUCUGGUAUUAUAGAAGAAGUGACACCUGAAAUGGACCGUUCGUUUUGCUCGUCUUUAUUGGUAGUACCAAAAGGUAGGAAUGACAUCCGCCUUGUCAUCGACUUGAGAGGUCCUAAUCGUUGUAUACACAGGACUCCGUUCAAAAUGCCUACAUUCGAGUCCAUAGUUAUGGAGCUACAUGGCGCUAAGUGGUUCUCAACAAUAGAUCUCAAGAAUGCUUUUUUUCAUAUUGAGCUUGCCGAAAACUCCCGUCACCUAACAAACUUUUUCGCAGGAGACGGUUUAUACCGCUACAAAAGACUUCCCUUCGGUCUCAGUAAUGCUUCUGAUAUAUUCCAGGAGUCAUUACAGACGAUUGUCCUGGCUGGUUGCGAAGGUGUGAUUAACUAUCUAGACGAUAUUUUAAUCUUUGCUAAAACAAAGGCAGAACACGAUGAAAAUUUAGCAAAAGUUAAGAGGUGUCUGGAGAAUCACAAUGUCCGAAUCAACGAAGACAAAUGUGAAAUCGGAAAGCAGUCCGUUAAGUUCCUGGGCUUUGUCGUUUCAUCAACUGGUUGGAAAAUAGAAGAUGAAAAAAUCGUAGCUCUAAAAAAUUUUAGAAGUCCCGAAAACCUCGCGGAAGUAAAGAGCUUUUUGGGUCUUGUAAAUUUUGUUGAAAAGUUCAUCCCUCAUCGAGCGCAGAGAACCUGGCGACUGAGACAUCUUGCCAAAUCUGAACGGUUUUACUGGGACAGUUCUCUAGAAGAAGAGUUCGAGUUCCUAAAAAAUGACGCCUUGAAAUCAAUAACGACACUUGGAUAUUAUAACCGAUACGACGAGACCGAACUUUACGUAGACGCUUCUCCCCAUGGCUUGGGAGCCGUAUUAGUUCAAUUUGACAAAGGAAUGAAUCCACGAAUUAUCGCAUGCGCCUCAAAAACCUUGACCACUUGUGAGCAAAAGUAUCCUCAAACGCAGCGCGAAGCUUUGGCGAUGGUAUGGGGGGUUCAAAAAUUCUCUAUAUAUUUGAUGUGCGUGCCUUUUACAAUUCGUACGGACUCCGAAGCAAACGAGUUCAUCUUCGGAAGUUCGCAUAGAAUAGGCAGACGAGCUGUUACCAGGGCGGAAACAUGGGCACUCAAGUUGAUGCCGUAUCGCUUUACUGUAAAACGGAUACCAGGGAACUUGAAUCUGGCCGAUGCGUUAUCAAGGUUGAUGAAUCGAAACACUCCUGCAGAAUCCUUUGAUAACGAUGUUGACGAAAAUCACCUUCUAUUUUUGCUCGAUUCAGGAUCUUUAGAAAUUUCAUGGAAUGAAAUAGAAACAGCAUCCGAAGACGACACAGAUAUAAUACACGUAAGAUCUGCCAUAAGAACUGGUCACUGGGAGAGUGGACUUCAAAGGUAUCAAUCAGAGGCCAAAUAUCUGCGUACCUUGGGAUGCUUGUUAUUCAAAAGCGAUAGAGUUGUUCUUCCAAAGUCUUUGCGUCAAAAAGCGAUUCAAUCAGCUCAUCAAGGUCAUAUGGGCACAUCAUCCACCAAGCGCAUCAUGCGCGAAUACUUCUGGUGGCCCGGUAUGAGCGCAGAUGUGGAGUCUUAUGUAAAGUCAUGCGAAACAUGUCUUUUACUAUCAAAAAAGAACCCUCCCAUUCCACUGACAAAUAGAGAACUACCUCGAGGUCCAUGGGAGAUUCUCCAAAUAGACUUUUUCACUGAUAAAGAGUUUGGCUAUGGAGAGUUCUUGGUUAUUGUAGACUUAUAUUCUAGAUAUAUACACGUGAUUGAGAUGAAACAUAUGACCGCAGAAUCUACAAUCGAAGCUUUGAACAAGGUUUUUGCAACUUGGGGUUAUCCUCUGGUGAUCCAGAGCGAUAACGGCCCACCUUUCCAAAGCGAAAGGUUCAUAAAAACGUGGGAAAAUAAAGGAAUAUCGGUACAAAAAUCAAUACCAUUGAGCCCACAAUCAAACGGAGCUAUUGAACGUCAAAAUCAAGGAGUCAAAAGAGCAUUGGCGGCUUCAAAAUUAGACAACGUCAACUGGCGACAGGCACUCGAUCAAUAUGUAAACGUCCAUAACAAGGUACGACCUCUCUCUCGACUAGGAGUGACUCCGUUUGAAUUAUUAGUCGGUUGGAAGUACCGUGGUUCUUUCCCUUGUCUUUGGGAAUCAAAAUCACCGUAUGAUUUGGAUAAAGAAGAUAUAAGAGAAAAGGAUGCCUUUUCGAAGCAGGAAAGCAAGAAGUACACGGAUGCGAGAAGAGGAGCGAAACAGUCGGACUUGACAGUAGGUGACAAAGUCGUACUUACGCAAUUUAAAAGAUUAAAAUCCUGA
Molecule: messenger RNA, 2892 nt
Organism: Uranotaenia lowii
Lineage: Eukaryota; Metazoa; Arthropoda; Insecta; Diptera; Culicidae
Exons: 1
Coding region: 1-2892 (963 amino acids)
Biological process (GO): DNA integration
Molecular function (GO): nucleic acid binding
Source: RefSeq, a predicted model, not a curated record